Lizanozyma spartinae is the source of this 2364-nucleotide messenger RNA. RefSeq lists its product as uncharacterized. NCBI's taxonomy places the organism in Eukaryota, Fungi, Ascomycota, Pichiomycetes, Serinales, Debaryomycetaceae. The record is from RefSeq and is a predicted model, not a curated record. The transcript has a single exon. Bases 1 to 2364 code for a protein of 787 amino acids.
AUGUCUUGCACUAACACUAGCGCCAAGUCCAGCUGCCGUUUCUGGAAGCACUCCAAGCCUUCAAGCAAGAAGGUUAACGUGGUAGCUAUUGCGAUCCAAAAGCUUACCAAUCUUGGCCGUCGUUUUAUUCGUAAGUCGACCGUCACCACCACCACCACUGUCACCACCACCACUGUUACCACCACCACUGUCACCACCACCACUCCACUUAUCACCACCACCACUACUCCACUUAUCACCACCACUCCACUCAUUACCACUCCACUCGUCGCCACUCCUUCUGAGUCUGGUCCAAUAUAUGGACCCGGAUCCUCUUCCACUGUUACUCAACCCAACCCUGUUAAUGUUGUUUGUACCCUUAGCUCCUCCUUGAAAACCAUUGGUUCCCCCAAAACCAAAAAGUCUGUUUCCUUUGGUGAUUCCACCACGUUUUUCUUUAACAAGCAUGCAAGUGCUUCUACUGUUUUGAUUUAUCCCACAUCUCCAGUUGUCAAGUCUUUACUUGAAAAUGAAGAUGGUAUGGUUGGCGGUUCCAGCUCCUCUUGUGAUUCUAGGAACACAUCUGCCCCAUCUCUGUCUUCUGGAUCCAAGGCUCUGGAACUGUCCGAUUUGUUACUGCUCAAACUGGACCUUAUAUUCACCACUUCUGAUGGCUUUUCUGACUUUGCACAUUACCCAUUUGAUUAUGCUGAACCCACCACCUCUAAGAAUUCAGUAGCAAGUGCAAGUAAGCAGUCAUCUACUCAUUUGAUGCAUUAUCGGAGUAUGCAAAGUUGCCUGUUUUAUUCUUCUGAAAGGUUUGGUGCAAAGCAACCUGCAGCUACUGAAUUACCGGUUGAAGCUCACUUACCUGUUGAAACUGACUUACCUGAGCUCGAAGCUGAUUUAGGAUGUUCUUCUGAAGAAGAGCUUGAGCAGAUUGAGCAAGAUGAAGGAAUGACAGUCAACUGUCUUCCUAUUUCUGAACUUCAAGAUGAUUCCAAGGACUUAGUUGUUGAUUUUGGUGUUACUGCAGGCACCGAUGUCUUCAGCUCUUGUUCUCUGAUAUCUGAACUGAAGUCUGAUGAUCACCUUUUUGAAUCCCCCCGUCACGUGGAACUGAGUACUACUUCACUCUCACCAUUGUUGGAUGGCUUGAACGGUGCCCUUACUAGUUUGAGUUUGGCUAAAGAUGAAGUGGAACAGAAGCAGCAGGAAUUGGCUCAGUUGGAACUAGAACUUCAACAAAACCAAUUUGAUCAACAACUACAGAGACAACAGCAACAACAACUUCACCAACUUCAACAAUUUGAACAACUAGAAUUACAAUUUGAACAACACGAAUUUGAACAACAACUACAAAAGCAACAGCAACAUUAUCAACAACAACUUGAACAGUUUGAGCAACUAGAAUUACAAUUUGAACACCAAGACCCGCAAACCAUUGACUUAUCAAAUAAGUCUCUGAGAUCACUUGCGACAGAGGAUGAGAAGGAAGACAAAGUAGAAGAACAAGAACAAGAACAAGAACAAGAACAAGAACAAGAACAAAAGCUUUUGCCAGAAGACACUUGCCAAGAAGAAGCUCAAGUAGAUUAUUAUCAAUCAAACUUUCUACAAUAUCAACAACGUCAACAACAAGAAGAAAAACAACUUCAAAACCAUCAAGAAGAAGAACAUCCCCAAAAAAAACUCCAAGAAUGUCCACAGCAACAACCCCAAGACCAUCAUCAACUAGAACAACAAGGGCAUCAAGAAGCAUCUCCACAGCCUGAUUUACAGCAAUAUCAAGAACAACAACCUGACUCCCAGCAAUUAGAACAACGUAAAGAUGAAUAUCCACAACAUCCUCAGUCCGUCAACCUUGGCACCGAUCCCUUUUACAGCCAACCCGAUCCCUUCACCAGUAUGUCAUACCGUAAGCUUUCACAGAAGCUUAUCAGAAAGUUGUACCCAGACCUCACUAGGGCCAAGCAACUCAGAGAAGCCAUUGGAAGUGCCAAUGCCCUCAAAAAUUGGAUUCUUAAUGGAACAACUAUAAUGCCUGAGAUCAACGGCUCUCUCUUCAUUUGCAUUGAGAAGAAUGGAUUAAUAUUAGAAAAGUUAUGGCUUAAAGAUGCAGUGGACGAGAAGUACGAUGCCACUGUCGAGUCUAUGCUUCACAUGAUAGUAGCUGCAGUCAAAUGGUAUCGCUCCAUUAUGAGGAUGUUCGUGUUGAAUGGCUAUACUAAAGAUAUAAUUGAACAAAGGAACUACAUGAUUAGAACAUCAUCUUUGAACCACCAGACACCUUCACCAGACGCUCAAACGUUUAGUAGACCUCCUUGCAGGCCUUUAAUCAUUGUCGAUAAAAGAUUGAAAAGAGUAAAGAACAUGCGUACAUAG